Oldenlandia corymbosa var. corymbosa is the source of this 2586-nucleotide messenger RNA. The record is from the annotation of a GenBank genome assembly. Lineage: Eukaryota; Viridiplantae; Streptophyta; Magnoliopsida; Gentianales; Rubiaceae.
AUGAGGGUUUUGGGAAUUGAGAUUGGAAAAAUGCAGCAGCCUGAUCAUAGGAAAAAAAGCUCGACAGAGAUGGAUUUUUUCUCUGAGUAUGGUGAUGCAAGCAGGUAUAAAAUUCAGGAGGUUAUUGGAAAGGGAAGCUAUGGUGUUGUUUGCUCUGCAAUCGACACUCAUACUGGUGAAAAGGUGGCGAUUAAAAAAAUUCAUGACAUCUUUGAACACUUAUCCGAUGCUGCCAGAAUUCUCCGUGAGAUUAAGCUUCUUAGGCUUCUUCGUCAUCCGGACAUCGUUGAAAUUAAACACAUUAUGCUCCCUCCUUCGAGAAGAGAGUUUAAAGAUAUUUAUGUUGUAUUUGAGCUCAUGGAGUCUGACCUCCACCAGGUGAUCAAAGCUAACGAUGAUCUGACUCGGGAACAUUAUCAGUUUUUUCUUUAUCAGUUACUUCGUGCGCUGAAGUAUAUUCAUACAGCUAAUGUUUAUCAUCGAGAUUUAAAACCCAAAAACAUACUGGCUAAUGCAAAUUGCAAACUCAAAAUCUGUGAUUUUGGGUUAGCUAGGGUUGCUUUUAGUGACACACCUACGACAGUGUUUUGGACGGAUUAUGUUGCCACAAGGUGGUACAGAGCUCCAGAACUAUGCGGGUCAUUUUUCUCCAAGUAUACCCCUGCAAUCGAUAUAUGGAGUAUAGGCUGCAUUUUUGCAGAGGUUCUGACAGGGAAACCACUGUUCCCUGGGAAGAAUGUUGUUCAUCAGCUUGAUUUGAUGACAGACCUGCUUGGCACUCCAUCUUUGGACACUAUAUCUCGAGUUCGAAAUGAAAAAGCUAGAAGAUACCUUACAAGCAUGAGGAAGAAACAGCCUGUGCCAUUUGCGCAGAAGUUUCCGAAUGCUGAUCCCUUAGCUUUACGAUUACUGGAAAGACUGCUGGCUUUUGAUCCCAAGGACAGGCCUACUGCUGAAGAGGCUCUGUCUGAUCCUUAUUUUAAGGGACUGGCCAAAGUUGAAAGAGAACCUUCUUGUCAGCCUAUAUCAAAGAUGGAGUUUGAGUUUGAGAGACGAAGAGUUACAAAGGAGGACGUUCGUGAGUUAAUAUUCAGAGAAAUACUAGAGUAUCAUCCUCAGCUGUUGAAAGAUUACAUGAACGGUGUAGAAAGGACCAACUUUCUCUACCCUAGUGCUGUCGAUCAAUUUAGAAAGCAGUUUGCACAUCUUGAAGAAAAUGGUGGUAAACAGAGUACAGUGAACCCGUUCGAGAGAAAGCAUGUUUCUCUUCCUAGGUCCACAGUUGUACAUUCAAAUCCGGUACCACCUAAAGAGCAGGCAAGAGGUACUAUUUCAAAAGAUAGGCAGCAGAACGGGGAAGAGGUGUGCUCCAGAAGUACCAGAGAACCUGACUUGCUUUCUGGCAGUUUAUCAAGAGCCCUGCCUGCACAGCAAAGGGUCUCUCAAGCAAAACCAGGAAAAGUAGUUGGGCCUGUUUUAGCAUCUGAGUAUGGAAAUUUCACUAAAGAAGCAUACGAUCCUAGAACAUUCAUCAGAAACCCGAUCCUUCAACAGCCACCACAGGUAACUACUGCAGCGUACUGUUACCAUGGCAGUAAUGGGUCCAUGAAGCAGGACAUGUCAUCCCUGCAAAACGAGAGGAACCUGUCUACACAAACACGGCAAAUGCCUCAAUAUGGCAUGGCAGCAAAGGUGUCGCCGGACAUUGCCAUUAACAUUGAUGGCAACCCAUUUUACAUGACGCGAGCUACAGGGACAAAGGUGGACCAUGGCAAUGACAGGAUAACAAUCGACACAAACCUAUUGCAGGCGAAAGCUCCAUACAGUGGUGUAGGCGUUGCUGCAGCAACUAGUGCUGCUGCAACAAAUAGGAAAGUAGGAGCAGUUCAGUAUGAGGUGGAUCGGAAGGCCAAGAUCCAACUUCCUCUGCUUUUCUCGCAUUGCCCUCUCUCUUAUCAAUGUGUUUUUACUGAACGCCUUACAAUUUCUAUAUAUAAGCUAGGAACACCGAAAAGAAAGGUUUCGACGAGCAGCCUGCAAUUCAUGAUAUCUCUUGUGCCUAUAAAAGGCCAGGAUGGAGUAUUUUAUAUGCUAUUGAAGAAGCUGGCGUUUGAUGUGCCUGGAGUAUUUCAAAAUCAAUUGGAGAAGCUGGUCUUGGAUGUUCCUAGUCUGGCUGUUCCAGUUAUCACCAGAUCACUCCUUUUUAGAUGUCUUAAACAUCUUGAACUGGUUGUUGGAGUAAUAAGUGAUGCACGUCUCGUCUUCCUUGUAUUCUUGGCUAUGGCAUGUCCUUUGUUGUCGACCUUUACCAUUCAGAAAACCUAUGGAGAUCUUGUGCGUCAAAGAAGAAGUGCACAGGAGGAGCUGGCGAGUUAUCAUCAUAAAUGUUUGAAAUGGUUGAAAUUCAUUAAUUUCUGCGGUAACAUGAACUAUAUUGAGUUUGCGUUGGACUUGUUUCAAAUUGCCAAAUCUCUUGAGAAGUUAACUACAGAAACGGAUCCUCAACGCGUUGCUGUUACAAAGUACCGAGCCCACCUGCUUGAAGAAAAUUUACCAGCCGGGUGUGAAUUGGUUAUACACUACUAG